AUGCAAAUCUUUAAUAAACUAAAACAACCAAAUGGUCCUAUGUUUCCUUGGUCACAACGAAAAUUAAACAUAAACCAAAAUGUUUUUCCAAGAUACGGUCAUAGUAUAAAUCAACAGGCCAUUGGUAACGAAUUAUUCCUUUUUGGUGGUAUCGUUCGAGGUCAUCCAAGAAACGACUUAUUUGCUGUGGAUAUUAAUACACUUAAUGUUCUCCCAUAUAUGACAACUGGAGAAAUUCCUUCCCCACGUAGUUUUCAUACACAUGUCAAUAUAGGGAAAUAUCUAUUGGUUUUCGGUGGAUUAACUGAAGAACAAGUUGAUGAUAAUCUUUAUAUUCUUGAUACUGUAUCAAAUAAUUGGAGUAAAUAUUUAUUAAACGGCAAUAUGGGACGUUAUGGACAUACAUCUUCAGUAAUCGGGAAUAAAAUGAUUAUUUUUGGUGGACGAAGGAAUGACCAAUAUUUGAAUGAUUUAGUUAUAUUCGAUGUAAAAUCAAUUAGUUCUUCAGGUGCUAGGUGGGAACCUAUUAUUCCUUUAAAUGAACCUCCACCUCCAAGAACAGGACAUAUUGCUUGUUACAUACCUGCUCCUCGGCAUAGUCAUUGUACAACUAUUGUUGAAGAUGUUGUAUAUAUUUUUGGUGGUAUUGGUAAUGAAGGACAAGAAAAAAUGGGUCCUUCACCAAAUCCUCGAUUUUGUCAUACUAUGUCGGCAAUACGUGAUAAGAUUUUAGUAUUAGGUGGUGAAUGUUCACUUACUAUUAAACCCGAUGAAGAUGGAAUAAUUCACAUAUUGGAUACCUCAAAAAUAAAAUAUCCACCACAAAAUCAAACUUCUGGAAGGCCACCUCAACAAUCUCCACAAAACCAACAGAUAUCACCUCAACAAUCCCCACAAAACCAACAGAUAUCACCUCAACAAUCUUUACAAAAACAACAGAUAUCACCAAGAUCAAUACCUCAAAAUAGUAACGGUUACACCCAACAAAAUCAAAAUAUCAAUUAUAAUCGACAACCUGCAUCUCCUACAAAUCAAUACAAUAAUUUACGUAAUAUGUCAUCCCCUACCAAUAAGCAAGUCCCGUCAAAACCAAACGGGAAAAUUACAUAUGAUGACGAUGGAUUUUAUCGUCGUCAACCAACUUACGCGCCUGAUGGUGUUUUAGGUUCACCAAGAGUUAUUCAAGAAAAUUUGAUGAAUAAUCAAAUGCAACCACAAAGGACAAUGUCAGAUAAUUCAACUCCAUCACCUCGUAUGACGCCUGAUUCUAUUGGUCCUUCUUCACAAUCUCCUCGGUUUGCUCCUCAAAGUUCAUCACCUAUGGGAAUGAGUAAUAAUACUCAGGCACAAGUAAAUCAACGCGGACAAAAUUAUCCGAAACGUCCACAAAUUGACCGAUCGGGUUUACCUCAAAGAAUGACAUCGGAUAAUGAUAUAAAUAAUAUGCAUUCAAAAAAUAUGAUUCGUGAUAAUACUCAAGAUCAUUUUAGAUAUAUGGAUAAUUCGGUAUCAGAAAAUAUGAGAGGAAAUACUCCCGAACAAUUGCGAUAUAUGGAAAGAGAUAUUACAGAUUCACCUCAACCACUUUCGCCUGCUCAAGUAUCUCCUAGUUUAGAAAAUCUUCGUAAAGAAAAUCCGUCCCCAACUCAUCCCGUGCAACCAUUUCGUGAUGGAGGGGAUACUCGAGCACGUACUGCGGGGAAGUUUGAAAAGAUUUCUACAAUGCAAAUACAAGUGCUUCCGAAUAAUGGACCUACUAAAAAUUUCUCAAAUCCCAGGCAAGCUCCAAGACCUCCUGACACUACAGAUCAAGUUCCUUCUAGUUCUUCUAUAAUAUACGGAAAUGAUUCAAUUUUGUCUCAACAGUCUACGAGUCCCACUAGUUUUACCGCAGAGUCAUUUGACACUAUCGAUCAUUUUCCGACUCCAAUGUCAAAUGUUGAAAGAGAUAAUUUCAUGCGUGAACUUCAACAACGUGACAAUCAAAUUUUUGCGUUUAGGAAACGUGAAACGUGGUUAAAAGCUGAAUUAUCUUUAGCUCGACAAGAGGGUUAUACUCCUGAGGCCGAUCGAUCAAGUGGCGUACCAGAAGGUUUGGAUGUAGAAAAAUUUAUGGAUAUUGGUGAAUCUGGUUCCGAUAGGCAUAAGGUUAUGUUGGCUGUUGUUAGAUUAAAACAGGAAUUGCGAAGAACGAAGGCUACAAUCGCAAAUCAAGCUCAAGCUGCUUCUCAAAAAAUCACAGAUGCGGAACGUGCACGAACCGCAGCCCUUCAAGAAGCUGCAUAUUUUAAAGCCAAGUUAACAGCUUUAGCGAAUGCUUCAGAUGUAGAACUUGCGAAUAUCGAAGUUGAACGUGCAGCAGACUUGGAAAAGCGUCUAACCCAAGCACUUACUGAAAAAGAGUCAUUACAAUCAAAAUUAAUACAAUAUCAACAAUCGUCAACUUAUGAUAAGAGUGCUCGGGAAUCUGCUGAAGAAAGAUCUAAAACUGCCACCGCACGAGCUGAAGAAGCCGAAGAAGCUCACGCACGAGCUUUAGCUGAAUUGGCCACAUUACAUUCGCGUGCAACUACUGCCGAAUCUCAAUUAAGGGAGAAUAAUUCUAAAAUAACAGAACUUAUGACCGAACUUAAUCAGUAUAGGUCAGAAUCAGAAAGUACACAAAAUCAAUUCAUACAACUUAGACAAUCAUUGGAACAACAUAAACGAGCAUUAGAAAAAGCAAAUCAUGCUCUCAUGGCUGCUAAUGAACGAACAGUUGAAGCGGAAUCAUUAUGGCAAGAAGCUCGUCAAGAUGUAGCUGCCUUAGAAAAAGAGGCUGGAGGUUUGCGUGCUGAAUUAGAUGUUAAGAUGCGAGAUCUUGAACGUGCUCAAUCUAGAGCUAAAGAAUUAGAAAGAUUAUUGAAUAAAGCUCAAAAGGAAGCAGAUAGUGUACGUGCUAUGAUGCAAGAAGGGAUGACGGAACUUUUGAGUACUUCUCGUAAUAAUGAAGGAUUUUCAUCUGAAACUGCAAAGAAAAUUACUCAACUUGAACAAGAAAUUGGAACUUUAAAAAAUUCUAAAGCAGAUAGUCAAAAAGUUGCUCAAGAUGCCUCUAGCUCACUUGCUGAUGCAAUGAUUAAAAUUUCACAAAUGGAAGGGGCAGCUAUGAAAGCUCGUUCAGAUGCCGCGGCACUUCAACGACGAUUAAAUGAAGCUUCUGAGGAUACCGCUAGAACUAAAGAGAGAUUACGUGAAAAAGAACGUUUGUUAGAAGAAAAAAUACGUGCUCUUGAAGAUGCAGAAGUUAAAGUUGGUAUGAUGCGAGAUGUAAUGACAGAGAAAGGAAUAUUGGAUGAUGGUAAUAAUAAUAGUGUCUCAUACGAAAAUUUUAAAAUACAUCUUAAUAAGAUUGAUUCUAUGGAUAGUAAAAAAAAUGAUUUAAAUAAUAAUAAUAAUAAUGAUGUUGGAUCUGUUGGAUCUGGGAACAUAACACCAGAUAUUACUAUUAGCCCUGACUUUGAUGGAGAUUUGAAAGUAGCAAAACUUAAAGCCAUAGAAUAUCAAUCGGAACUUAAUGAAACUAAAGAAAGAUUACAUCAAGUUGAAACGGAUUACCAAACUGCAUUACAUUACGUUAAGGGUACCGAAAAAAUGUUAAGACGAAUGAAGGAAGAAUUGACCAAGAGUAAAAAAGAAGUAAUUAAGCUUACAGAGAAAUUGAAUGAAGCAACCAAACACAAUGAAGAAUUAGAAGAAAAAAUAGCAGAAAUUGAAAAUAAAAAUUCAUUUAAUAAUAUUCAUAAAGGAGUUCGAGAAUCUCAACUUCAAGGGUUAGAACAACAACGUAAGGAAUUUGAACAAGAAAAGGAAUUAUCAAAUGAACGGAUAAACAAAUUGCAAGGACUUUUAGAUAAUGCACAAGAGGAGAAAACCAUGAUGGAUCAAGAGUAUGAAGUUUUACGUAAAGAAUAUGAAGCAUUACGAAAAGAAAGUGAUGCAUUAAGAAAACUAGAUGGACAAUUAAAAGAAAAAUUACAAAAUUCCGAGGAAGCAUUGAAUAAUACACGAGCAGAAUUAGAUCAGUUACAUUCACUACAAAAUAAAGGGAAUCAAGGAAUAGGAGGAGAAGAUAAUAGAGGAGAGGAUAAUAAAGGAGAAAUAAUAGAUUACCAGAAAUGGCAAGAACAAAAAGCAGUACUUGAAAAAGAAUUAGCGGAAUUUCGAGUAGUGAAUGAUAAAUUAGAGAAGGAGAAUUCAGAAUUAGAACAAAAAUGUCGAGAAUCUGAAAAUAAAAUAACAAUUUUAUUGGAUCAAAUGGAACACGCAGUAGAUACAUAUCGUGAAAUAGAGGAUGAUAUAAGAGAAUCAAGUCCACGUAAUUCUAAUGUUAUUAGUUCAUUAGCUAGUGAGUUAGAUAUGCUUAAAUCUCAAUGGGAUGCACAUCGAGAUCAAAAUACAAAUGAAGAAGAACUCGUUGAACCGAGAUGGAGUAGAUUACCAAGUGAACAAAAAGAUGAAGUACGAGUACCAUCUAGAUUAGAGGAAUAUGAUGAAAUGAUGGCAGCAUUAGAUGAAGUUCAAAAAGUAGCAGCACAAAGGAAAAUUGGACAAUUUGAAUCUGUUGAAAAUAUAAAUAAUAAUAUGACAUUAAAAAGCAUUUCUUAA
Molecule: messenger RNA, 4647 nt
Organism: Diversispora eburnea
Lineage: Eukaryota; Fungi; Glomeromycota; Glomeromycetes; Diversisporales; Diversisporaceae
Source: the annotation of a GenBank genome assembly